AUGAGUGACGAAGAGGUCAAGGUCCAGCUGGACACCCUGAAGGCCGAACUCGAGAAGGUCAAGCUUGAGAAGGAAGCAGAGGGAGGGCAACAGCUUUUGUUUGCUCCAAAGCUGCGAAAGGUAGAAAAAUUUCCGGGGAAGAAAGGUCAUGGAGUAUCUGUGUACGAGUUCACCGAGGAGAUGACCAGGAUUCUGAAAACACGUCAUACACCGCAGGAAGAACAGGUGGACUUUGUCCUUAGUCAUCUUGAGGGACCUGCGAAGGAGGAGAUGUGGUUUCACCCAACAGAAGAAAAAAGAGUCCGAAAACAAGAAAAAGCGAUUGCUUUAGCCCAGGAUCAGGAAGAGCCAAAGAAGAGGACAGAAGUCAUCGUGUAUGCAGAGAAAGCUUAUGAUCACGAUGAUAUUAAAGAACUUAUCAAGACUCUUAAAAGCGAUUGUCGUGACCUGUUCCUAACUGAUGUUCCAUUUCUCAACUCAACUGAGGCCAAAACGAGAGUUGGAGAAGUGAAGGGCUUUGCUAGGAUUUCUUCGAACGAGGAUGUGUGCAUUCAUCAGUUUCUGUCUACGGGAAUGAGGGGGGAAACGGUUGUACUGCAUGACGAUGUAACCGGAGAUCCACCAGCAUUUGACACAUCCUUACUCGUCCCAGAUAACAUGAAGUGCACCUCAGGGGAACGACAGAAAUUUUUAGACCUAUUCUUAAGGAAUCAUGAUGUAUUUGCGAAGAAUGACCUGAACUUGGGAUGCACUGAGACUGAAGUGCAGUACCUCGGUUACACUGUCUCUAAGGAUGGGGUUUCUGCUUCUGAGGAUAAAGUUAAGGUUGUAGAGGACUGGGUACUUCCUACGACACUUAAUGACUUGAGAGGAUUUCUGGGGUUUUCGAGCUACUAUCGUAGAUUUGUAUCGAGAUAUGCACAUACUGCAAAACCCUUGUAUGGACUGAUCGCCGCUUUCAACAAGCAGAAUCCACAAAAGUCUAACGGGCAACUGAAACAAUUAUGGACGCCUGAGUGUUCGACUGUAUUCAACAUGCUGAAAGCUAAGCUGACAUCCACAGAUGUGCUUGGGUUUGCAAAUUACUCCAAACCAUUCAUCCUGGAGACAGACGCGAGUUUGAAUGGGCUGGGUGCUGUUUUGAUGCAAGAACAGGAAGGGAAACGUCGUGUCAUCGCCAAUGCUAGUCGCACACUCCGCCCUACAGAGCGCAAUGACGGUAACUAUAGCUCUGCAAAACUUGAACUGCUUGCUUUUAAAUGGGCAGUGACUGAGAAGUUUAAGGAUUACCUGUGGGAAUCUACAUUCGAAAUCAUGACAGACAGCAACCCCAUAUGUUAUCUCCAAACAAGCGCAAAAUUGAGGGCUACUGAACAAUGUUGGGCCAUGCAACUAGCGCAGUAUGACUUCACCAUCAAGUACCGACCUGGAAAAGAGAACACUGCAGCUGAUGCCUUAUCAAGACUAUCCAGAUCAAAACUACCCCACUUGCGCAUGCGGCUACCUAUUAGCCACCUUCUAGCUACGAAACCAAAUGAGAUUGUGGCUAUGGACUUCACACUUCUAGAAAAGUCAUCAGAUGGCAGAGAAAAUGUUCUAGUUCUUACUGAUGUUUUCUCCAAAUUUUCCAUUGCAAUACCCACUUGA
Ostrea edulis (European flat oyster) is the source of this 1647-nucleotide messenger RNA. RefSeq lists its product as uncharacterized. NCBI's taxonomy places the organism in Eukaryota, Metazoa, Mollusca, Bivalvia, Ostreida, Ostreidae. The record is from RefSeq and is a predicted model, not a curated record. Gene Ontology annotation, biological process: DNA integration. The coding region runs from base 1 to 1647 and encodes 548 amino acids. The transcript is spliced from 6 exons.